Suillus bovinus is the source of this 1185-nucleotide messenger RNA. Its product is annotated as chromatin modification-related protein EAF7-domain-containing protein. Gene Ontology annotation, biological process: regulation of transcription by RNA polymerase II. The record is from RefSeq and is a predicted model, not a curated record. NCBI's taxonomy places the organism in Eukaryota, Fungi, Basidiomycota, Agaricomycetes, Boletales, Suillaceae. Gene Ontology annotation, cellular component: nucleus; NuA4 histone acetyltransferase complex. The transcript has 3 exons. Bases 1 to 756 code for a protein of 251 amino acids.
AUGUCUGAUAGCCCAGGUGACUUCCUCAACAGCGUUGACGGGGAAAUGGUUUUUUUCCGAUCUGUAACGAAGGCUCGUCCUGUUGGCCUCCACAAACAUUUUCACGUAUUAGCCAUUCGCAAUGCAAUACACAACGAAACUGGUCGUGUACUACCCGUCGACAGUAUUUGGGCGAAGUUAAAAACGUGUUAUGAUCUUGAUGCACUAGAGACAGCGGAAAUUGAUGGUUUUGAUACACCAACCUCAAGCCAGAAUUCAACACCACACCUCGUACGAUCCCCUUCGCCUUCCCAAAACCUCUCACGACAUCCUUUUUUUCGAGAUGAAUAUUCUCUUCCUAAUGAGGACACUUUCAAUAAUCUCGUUUCAGAACGUCGGAUGCGUGCAACGGCCUCCCUUCCAUCAUCAACACCUGCACCAUCCCCGCGCCAGCCCAGUAAACCGAAAAAGACCAAGACCACGAAACGUAGUAAGAGCAAGGCGGACAUGGCUGGCCUGGUAGGAGGCGACAGCGACAGCAGUGCGCUCACGCAGGAGAGUGGGGACGAGGGUGAUGGAAUUACCCCUAGCGUCAUUACAGGCACUGACGCGGGCACGGACUAUGAAGAGGACAACCCGGACGUGCAAGAAGCAUCACCUGGUCAAUCGAAAGCGGGACGAGGACGUGUCAAGCAGCUUGCUCGAGGAGGGGCGGUGGGACGAGCCAGGGCAGGGUCAGCGAACAAUGCCCGGGGAAGCAAGAAACGAAAGAAGUAGCAUUUCGUGUUCAUUAUCAUAUUUGCUUAUUAUUUCUCUAUCCGUUUGCUCUGACGAUGAUGACAGGCAUACCCUUACCAGGGGUACAACAUUGUAUUCAAUACUGUAAGUGUCGUUGUCAAUACUCAUACCGACUGCAGCAUUGCAAACACUAGUGCACUGGAUCGAGACUAAGAUACAGGCGCGUUCAGUGAUGCCCACUUCAGCCAGGCAGACCGGAACGGGCAGGUUUAUGAACAAAGAGGAUAGACAUAUCAUGCAGUCUACAUAUACAGUACACGUGUCUUGCAGUGCACGUAAGUCCAGUAUAUAUAGUAGAAAAGUCAUCGAUCCUGUAUCUAAUCUCAAAGGAAAUACUGAAAAAAAUCAUCACAUUCAUUUUAACUUGACACAAAAUUAGCGAUGCAACAUUGAUAUGAUCAGUCCGUG